Acytostelium subglobosum LB1 is the source of this 1188-nucleotide messenger RNA. RefSeq lists its product as hypothetical. Bases 1 to 1188 code for a protein of 395 amino acids. The record is from RefSeq and is a predicted model, not a curated record. The transcript has a single exon. Lineage: Eukaryota; Evosea; Eumycetozoa; Acytosteliales; Acytosteliaceae.
AUGGUGUUCAGCGGGGACUUUAGACAACACAUUGGGCCGAAUACUAUACCAUCGACAGUGACAUCGAUCUUCUUCCGAGGCCAGCGUGUGCCAACAUUCCAAGAGCACUCCAUCCCAACAUCGGUCACACACGUUGAGUUCAGAGGUCAGUUCAUUCAGCCGUUGGAGAUUGGACACAUCCCUCAUUCAGUCACGAGCUUAUCAUUCGCUUCGGAGGCACAUUGGCCACAAGGACAACCUGGUAUACUCCCAGACUCAAUCCGCACACUCUCCCUCCAUGUCAACGAUCCCGUCUAUCCUGGAAUGAUCCCUCACUCAGUCACCAAGUUGAUGCUGGGUGAGUAUUACAAUCAACCGUUGGAGGCCAAUGUCAUCCCGUCAUCCGUGACAUAUCUGUCGUUGGGCGGCCAUUUCAAUCAUCCAGUUCUCCCAGGACAAAUCCCUUCGUCAGUGAUCAAGCUACGAUUCGGAUAUGCCUUCAACAAAGAGUUGACACCAGGUGCCAUCCCCACGUCCGUGAUCAAACUACUGUAUGGACAUCAAUUCAAUCAGAAGCUACACACUAAGCAAUCACUCUUCCGUGCCCUGAGAUCAAUCGGGAAAGGAGGAUCCAUGAGUGAGACUCAUCUCAUCCCGUCAUCCGUCACCAAGUUGGCAUUCGGUUACAAGUUCAACCAAGUGAUUGAGCCUGGUGACCUACCCUCAACACUCACAAGCCUGAGUUUUGGAUCGGUAUUUAGCCAACCUCUCAUUCCAGGCUCCAUCCCAGCAGCGAUCAAAGAGGUGUCCUUUGGCAAAUCGCUCUCCAUUCCAAUCGCUAUGGAAUCCUUUCCAACAACUGGCUGGCUACGCAUUCGGGUGCCCGCAACACAUAAGCAUCCGAUCGUCCCAAUGGCAGGCCAGUCAAUUCACCUGUUGAUAACACUAGACUACUCCGAUACUCUUGGCAAGGUGUUGAUUGAUUCGAUUACCAAUCAUUCGAUACCAUCCUGUACAUUGAUUGUGCUGCGCGAUUCGACAAUGUCCAUCAUUCAAAUACGAUCCUACUUCAAAGACCAUAUGUUUGUAGUUGCAGACAGUGUCCGAAUGGGCUUCAUCCAUCAUUCAGAACUGUUCCAGCUUCUAACAAGACUUGUGUCAAGAGCAAGUCACGAAUCAUUGAGAUGUAUCUAUGACCCACUGUUCUGA